AUGAUUGGGAAGAUUGAUGUCGAUGUGGACAUCCAUUUGGACGCCAAGGAGUUCGGGGCCCUGUAUGCGGUGAUGAUGGCAGACGCCGGAGGCGACAAGGGGGAUGACGGUGAAGAGGACGUGCGGAAGGCGUUUACGGUGAAGAUGCCGGAGGAGUACUGGCAACUUAGGUGGCGACGAGAGGGUCAACUUCAACGAUUUUUGGCAGAUGAUGUAGUGCAGCGGAGGACUAAGGGCAGGGGUUUCGUGAUAAAGUCGUUGGCCCCACAAAAAGCGGUGUUGGAACUUGCGGCGGUGGCCGGAUUUGUGACCCACCGCGGUCGUAGCUCCAUCCUGGAGGCUGUGACGUGCGGGAUGUCAAUGAUCGGGUGGUCGAUCUACGAGAAGUGUUUCAUGGAGAGUAUGGAUCCGUGUCUGGUUCUGUCUCGGCAGAUGUUUACGGGACAUGGUGGUCAUUGCUGGAUAUCCUAUUGUCUACGGGACUGGUUCUAUCUCGGCAGAUGUUUACCAGAGAAACAAUCUGAAUAUUUAAAGAAAACAAUCAGCACAUUUUUUGGAAAAGAUCACACGCAAGAUCUCUCAAUUGUUGGGGCUGGGGCUGAAAAUUGCCAUGGUUGGUGGCGAGUUGCAAGCUGCUUACUGGUUAAGCAUGGGGAGGGCGAGCUGUGGGCUUUACGGCAUGAACUGUUGUUGUUGUGUGAAGAAGGCUGUGUAAGGGCAGGUUAUUGUUUUGCGCUGAAGGCUACUGUAACUGAUGCACAUGGUCGGAGAGGAGUCGUACAUGGCAGUUGCUACUCUCGAAUGUGGGCUGAGGGACAGAGUGCAGGUCCUGCUGCCGGUGGUCUGAGAGUCGGACGUUCGACUGAGUGGGUUGGAACGCGUGGGUUGGGCCGAAGUAGCUUGAAUGGACAGACACCGGAAGUGAGUUGCUGGCCGAAAUUCUAUCUGGGCUGGUGGAGAUGGAUGAAUUCGACACGGCUAGAAAUUGGAAUUUGCGGGAACCUUGAACAUCUGGUCGCACCCCCGGAGAAGAUGACUGAAGUUUCUGAGCACUGUAAUUUUUUUCCAGGCGUGUUCUUCCAUUGUCGGACGUGA
This is a messenger RNA of Striga asiatica, 1095 nucleotides long. The record is from the annotation of a GenBank genome assembly. Lineage: Eukaryota; Viridiplantae; Streptophyta; Magnoliopsida; Lamiales; Orobanchaceae.